UCUGCUAGUCACAGUAAAAGAAAUACAAUCACUGCGGAAACGGAACCAUAUACCAUCUUGGGAUUCGGAUUAGAACUUCUGUUGACUAAAUUGGAAAACAUUCAUUUAGAACUACGUAAUGAAAUACACAAACAUCAUGCUACUCACAUGGCAUCUCUCCACAAAAUCGAAGAACAUCUCACGACGCAGUCAGUAGCUUGUGGCACGGCGAAGGAAAAACAAUCCACCUAUGCAGUAUCGAACCAACAAAGUGUCACUCCAACAUUAUCACCAUCGAAGUCUAAGGAUCUUUCAUAUUCAUCCUGCAAGAACGGACCAACGAUGACGUCUGGUACCUAUCUGAUCCGUGUGACAAAUGACAGUGAACCGAUCAAAGUGUUUUGUGAACAUGAAAAGUUUGGUGGUGGAUGGAUUGUUAUACAACAUCGAUUCGACGGUACAAUUAACUUCAACCGGAACUGGUCCGAAUAUCGUGACGGAUUUGGUGAUUUAGAGAAGGAAUUCUGGCUCGGUUUGGAGAACAUGCACCAAAUAACAAUGGCACGAGCGCAUGAAAUAAUAUUUGAAAUGAAGGACUUUAGCGGCACUUACAAGUAUGCACGUUACAAUGCAUUCAAGAUCGGAAGUGAAAAUGAGCAAUACCGCCUGAAUGUCCUUGGAACGUACAGUGGCACUGCAGGUGACUCAAUGUCCUAUAACAAGGGAAUGAAAUUUACUACGAAAGAUCGGGACAAUGAUCUGAUUGCCGAUACGCAGUGUGCGCACUACACUGCCGGAGCCUGGUGGCAUAAUUCGUGUACUUACGUGAAUUUCAACGGUCUGUACAUAAAUGCUAACAACUCAACAUCUAUCUUAUGGUUCAAGUUUAAAGACAACCAACAAGGCCUGAGCUUCUCGAGAAUGAUGAUUCGUGAACUGGAGUAAGGGUUUUGAAAAUGAUUUGUUACUAACACUAAUAAAUAAAUUAUUUAAAAAAGGAAAUAAAAAUUAAAUUGA
Messenger RNA from Anopheles darlingi, 996 nucleotides. RefSeq names its product angiopoietin-related protein 1-like. Bases 148 to 924 code for a protein of 258 amino acids. The transcript has a single exon. The record is from RefSeq and is a predicted model, not a curated record. Lineage: Eukaryota; Metazoa; Arthropoda; Insecta; Diptera; Culicidae.